GUCUCUGGAAAGUUGACCUGCCGAUUCGGCCAAUCCCUGAUCUGCGGUCAGUUUGUAAUCCAGCCCCAGUCCUGCUCCUCCGCUCCGGGAGAGGACACACCAGAGGAAACGAGACAAGAGUCCGGACGGAGCGGAGUUUUGAGUCCGCAUGAGUCGGCAACAGAAAAGUCCAGCAAUGGAAAGGCUCCACAGAUAGGAUCUUAAACACACUCAGAAGCGGAGGCGGAGCUCAUCUAUAGAUUAUAGAUCGGAUGUCAGCCGUGUAUGAGACAGACGGAAGAAGAAAAAGGGGAGAAACAUGAGUCGGCACCAGUCUCAGGGAGUGGUUUUAACGGGUUACCACAGCAACGCCGAGCUGCUACCGCAAACGGGACUAUGUGGUGGUUCCACUUCCAGCUGUCCGCCGGUACCGAACCGGGAGCCCGACUUGCUCAGUCGCAAAACAGGCCACUAUAGUCUUGAACAUAACCAAAGCACACAACAACAAGAAGAUAGAUAUGAACCUUCGUUGGCCACCGGUGGUACAGGAGCGAGCAACACUGAAUCGGGUUCAGGUUCUGCUGCUCAUCCCGGAUCUCAGCCUUCCUCCAGCCCUAAGCUGGGCUCCAGUCCGAGGCACAGUCCCAACUCCAAACCCAGAAAACGGCCCACAUGCCAGCGCAGCUUCUCUCAGGACUCCCUGGAUGAGCUGGAGAUGGAGGACUACUGGACAGAGAUUGAGAACAUCAAGAGUUCAGGAGAAGGACAUGGGAGGGGGGGAGGAGAAGGAGAAACUCAUGAGGAGGAGCAGCAGAAAGCUCCUGAAGAAGGAGAGCACGAGGAGGCGUGGCUUACAGAGGCGGGACUAGUACGACUGGUUGACGAUUCCUUGACAGCCGAGGACCAUGAAGAAGACAGUGCCGUGUUCCUGUCCACCCUCACCAGAACGCAGGCCGCCGCUGUGCAGCUUCGUGUGUCGUCCUAUCAGCAGACUCUGCUCCGGCGACGCAACCGCCAACACUUCCCUGAUGUUCGGGAUAUAUUCAGACCUCCUGAAAAGAAUGAAGAGCCUCCAAAACUGAAAGAGGGAAGUGACAAAGAUCCAACUACUGCUGAAACGGAGACGGAACUGAAUGUAGAAGUGGCGUUUUCGGAGCAGGCGCUCUCUUACCGGGACGAUAAUCAGAGGUUGAAGGUCAACAGCAGCCUUAACUCCUCUGAUGACAAACUUCCAAACUUUAAGCUCCUUCGGGAUAAAACGGGUCAGACCAGAGUGGGAGAUCUUUCUCCUUUGGAUAUGAAAAAGGUGCGCAGACUUGUUCUGGUAGAGAUGACUGCUCUGUUUGACACAGCUGGGAUAGAUGUCAAGGCCAAUAAACCUGGCAGAGUGAAAAGCAAAGAAAGUGGCCUUUUUGGUGUUCCUCUGAUAACUCUUUUGGAUCAAGACCAACGACGGGUUCCUGGGACCAAAGUGCCACUUAUUCUGCAGAGGCUCAUCAGUCAUGUAGAGGAGGAGGGAUUAGACACUGAAGGUUUGCUACGUAUCCCUGGAGCAGCCACUAGAGUCAAGUCACUGUGCCAGGAGCUCGAGUCGUCUUUCUACGACAGGACGUUUCAGUGGAAGCACGUGAAGCAGCACGAUGCUGCGAGCCUGUUGAAGCUGUUCAUCAGGGAGCUGCCCCAUCCACUGCUCACUGUGGAGUACCUCAAUGCUUUUAUUGCAGUCAACAAGCUUCCCACAAAGAAGCAACAGCUUCAGGCCUUGAACCUGCUGGUGCUUUUGUUGCCUGAGGCCAAUCGGGAUACUUUGAAGGCACUUGUGGAAUUUUUCCAGCGUGUCAUCAAUCAUCAGGUCGAAAACAAGAUGACUCUAAACAAUGUCUCUGUUGUCAUGGCACCCAACAUCUUCAUGUUCAAAGGCUUUCGAUCCAAGGUGACAGAGCAGCAGGAGUUCUCCAUGGCAACCAGCACAGCCAACAUCGUCCGGCUGCUCAUAAGAUACCAAAAUCUCCUUUGGACGAUCCCAAAGUUCAUUUUGACUCAGGUCAGGCAACAAAAUAUGGAAGGCCAGCGAAAACUGUACAAGGACAGAGCUGUACGGAAGCUGCUGAAGAAGAUAACCACCGACAGGCCAAUUGAUAAAGCUAUCCCAGAGGAGAAUACUCAGGGAUUUAUUCGAGUUCAGGCACCACAGUUCAGUAAAAUAUCAAUGGCGAUUCAGCUUACAGAAGAUUUGCAAGCUGCUGAUGUACUAACUCGCUUCCUAAGCCAAGACAGCUCAGUGUCGGUGAAAAAAGAAGAUUUGUGUCUCUAUGAGAUUGGUGGAAACAUCAGUAAGUUCAUUUCCCAGCACUAUAUAACUGAGCUGUUUAAAUUUUCAUUCACUUAUCUUUUAUACAUGAAAGUUACAGUGACUGCAGCUCCUGGUAAUCCAUCUGUUAAUUAUUUCUCUCUGCCUGCCCUUCUCCAAAGAGGAGAGAUGCUUAGAUGGGGAAACGUACAUGAAAGAUCUUUCCCAGCUGAACCCUGCAGCCGAGUGGGUCAUCAAAGCAGUACAGCGAUGAAUUCUGGCCUGCAAUGUCGUCCUGCGGGGUCCUGGCCUACUUUAAAUUUCCUCCUGAGACAAAGCUGCAGCUGGUUCUCUGGAGUUUCUGGGGAAUCCGGAUGCAAUGGGGGAAUUCUUCAUUGGUAUCGAAGCACUGUUUGAUUUUGGAACCCAUAAGAGAACACAGGCGGUUCAGUUGCAGUUUAUCGUGUGGGGAAAAACUUUACAGAAAAACCUUUUUUUUUUUUUUAGUUCUUUGCAAUGUAAUGAUUCCCAGGGAGAUUUUAUAAAGACUCGUCUACAUUUUUACCGAAGCUGCCCUUCCGAAGUUGCAGUGUAUUUUACUGCAACUUGAAGUGAUAAACCAGCAAAAAGUUGUGCAUGAUUGUGAAGUAGAAAGAAAAUCAAACAUUUCAUCUUGAUUAAAAACAUCUAAAAAAAAAAAAAAAAAAUCAAUUGUACAGCUAUAUUUAUUUCAGUUUACACUCGUGCCAAACUUUUUCUGUUUCGGGAAGGGAGUUGAAACCAUUGGGAAAUGUUGAAAAUUUGGGAUAAUUUUUAUUACCGUUCUUCCCCACAACAUUGUACCUGACCUGUCUGCCGUGUCCCUCUGUCUGCAUAAUGCUGUUUGCUUCAUAAUGUUUCCUGACAAACCUCUGAAAGUUUUGCAGAACAGAUGGUUAAUCUGGGUUUGUUUAAGGGUAUCAGAGUAAAGGGGACUAAAUAUAACUGCAUUUUAUCAUUUGCAAAAGAUGGAUCCGUUUUCUUUCACUUCACAAUAACAUUUCACUUUGUGUUGGUCUAUCGCAUGAGAUUAUUGCAAAGUACAUUCAGGUUUGGGGUUGUAAUGUUAUUAAAGCAUAAAUAACUUUAAGGUGUGUGUGUAUACUUUAGCAAGGGCACUAAACAGAAACCACUCUUGAAAGACUUUUUCCACUGGUGGAGAAAUUCUUCCUACUUCCAAACUGUGAUUUAUUGGUUGGCUUUAAUGUUUUUGCUUUAAUUAAAUGCAAGACAUGGUGCUGUGCAAUAAUAUGAUCAUUAGUAGAUUCCACAUCCAUCAGAUAAAUUAUUUUAGGCUUUUGGUUAAGUACAAAAAAUUGUACUUAUUUUUUCUUUACCCAUUUUAUUAAAGUUCAUGACCACUUUAUUGAAUCUUGAAUGGAAGCAGUUGUCUAGGAAGGUUUCUAAAGGACAUUACGCAUUUUAGGAGGUCUAACCUUAGCAGGGUGAAAAGUCUCCACUUUUUUUGUUGUUUUUCUUUUUUUUUUAGGUAUUCUUAGAAUGAUCAAAAGGAUUCAAUAUCACGUCUUAGAUUUUCAAAGGCAUGCAGUGAAGACAUACGAGUAAAGUUAUGUACGAAGAAACCUUUAAAAUCUGUGAGUGUCUCAACAUGUGAAUAUGAUUCAAUCAACAAAACUGCACAGAUAUUAUGAAAGAAGCUUUUUUUUUAAAGUGAGCUUAUGCAGUGAUACAUUUGCACAUAAUUAUUUUUGAGCCUUUGUGCCUUACCACUAAUGUCAGGUUCUGUGUACUUGCAAACCUUUUUUAUCUGGGCAAAGAAAAUAUACAUUUUAUCUUUUUUUUUCUUUUUUUUUUGCAUUUAUUGUGCCUUUAGUAGCAACUUUAUCUAAAAGUUUCUAACAUUGUCACAUAAUAUCUGCAUUGCUAUGUCUAAUUUCCCAAACAGUUCACUUCUACAAAAUCAUGGAGAGUUAACAAAAAUGUGAUGAACUUUUUUGAUUUGUUUGUAAAGUUUACACUGUCACUUUCUGUAACGUAUGAUGUUUUGGUGAUUUGUUUUCUAAAAAUGUAUUAGCUGCCUUUUAAAUUACCACCAUGACUGCCUGUAAAUAAACGUGAUGUAAUUCAUUACCA
Molecule: messenger RNA, 4402 nt
Organism: Gambusia affinis (western mosquitofish)
Lineage: Eukaryota; Metazoa; Chordata; Actinopteri; Cyprinodontiformes; Poeciliidae
Gene: arhgap18
Product: Rho GTPase activating protein 18
Exons: 18
Coding region: 299-2686 (795 amino acids)
Biological process (GO): regulation of small GTPase mediated signal transduction; signal transduction; regulation of actin filament polymerization
Cellular component (GO): cytoplasm
Molecular function (GO): GTPase activator activity
Source: RefSeq, a predicted model, not a curated record